AUGCUGGUGUCGGAUACCGGGUUAAGUGGACAAAAUGAUAUCUUCAUUAAGAUCGUCAGUCCAGAGGGACAGGUGUUCUGUGCCUACUUCCCAGAUGACACGUUGAUAGAAGAAGUCAAAAACAGGUCGAUAGAUUACUUCUAUCCGAACGGAGAGAAUAGUUCCAGCCGGUUCAAAAUCGUACGUGUGUCCGAUACGACAACUCUCCACGAUUUUCUCACGAUAUCGCAAGAACAAGUGGCCAUGUUUGACGAAUUACUGCUCAUAGAACGACGCACGCCUGACGCUGGUGCUCUAUGGGAUUUGGGGUCAGUUAGAGCGCCACAGCCUAGUGCUAUAGCGGCUGCCACAGCAUCUUUACCUUCCCCACAAAACGCAGUGAGACAACCGAACCUGCAAUCGUUAUUAUCGACCAAUGAAUUGUCUUUCGAACUGCGAAAAAUUCUAAUAUCACUUAUCGAAGCCGGGGCUAGAUUAGCGGCAGCUGGGAGGAAUUACGAGCUUACAUUGGCGCAGCUAUCGGCAGCGUUGGACGAGCCGCAGAGGAACCAGCAGUUCACCGUCCAAGUGAUCACACCGGAAGAAAUUGCAGCCAGACUGAACGCAACAGAGGAAAACACUGCAUCCGUUACGUCUACAUCUGGAGACGAUUCGUACAAGCGAGCUGAGCAUUUGCAGCGGUUUCUAGAAAAGUUUCGUGCGUGGAGAACGAAGAUAAUUGAACCACCGAACCCAGAGGCGCUCGUGACUUUAAAAAAUCUAGGAUUUUCCCUUGAAGAUGCGGAUGCGGCGUUGCGAUACACCGGGAGUAACGUCCCGGCCGCCGCUUCUUGGCUGAUCGGCGAACGGGGGUCCAGUGUAUUCGAGCUUAUCAAUGGACUGCCGGACGGUUAUAUUCUGGAGACAUUAUUGAAACAACCGCAGAUCCAACGGGGAUUAUUGAACACGAGGAUGCUGAUUGCAUUCAUAGCGAUGGUCGGGCAGACGGGCAGCGCGUCUUUGUGGCUGAACUCUCCGCAUGGGAGCCCGUUGUUAUCUCAGAUAUCGAGGACGUAUCAUUCGGAGAAGUAUUGCUUGGCUGUCAACCAGUUUUCUGAGGAGAAGCGGGAGCAGACGCCGUCGACUUCGCGGCAGAGAUAG
Zerene cesonia (dogface butterfly) is the source of this 1140-nucleotide messenger RNA. RefSeq names its product ubiquitin-associated domain-containing protein 1 (gene Kpc2). Gene Ontology annotation, molecular function: protein binding. NCBI's taxonomy places the organism in Eukaryota, Metazoa, Arthropoda, Insecta, Lepidoptera, Pieridae. The transcript has a single exon. Bases 1 to 1140 code for a protein of 379 amino acids. The record is from RefSeq and is a predicted model, not a curated record.